AUGCAGUCACGGCUUCUUCUAGCCGCCCUGUUCCUGGGCUUCAUUGCCCUGGUCUCGGCAUCGGCCAUCCCCGUCCAGAAGCGUUCCUUCAAGGUUGAGCGAAGGGCCAACCCCAACUUCACCGGAAACGAUGGUCUCAAGGCCCUCGGCAAGGCGUACCGCAAGUUCGGCUGGGACAUGCCCCAGAACUUGAAGGAUGCUCUCGAAGUCCGCAAGGCUGGUGAUAUCGCUCGCCGAGCUGCUGCUGUUGCCGCCAAGGAGGCUGCCGCCCAGAAGAAGAGCCGUCGAUCACUUUUGGACAUUUUGGACCCCGCAGCUCAGCAGCCCGCCUCUGGCCAGAGCGGAAGUGUCACCAACACCCCUGAAGGCAACGAUGUCGAGUUCCUGUCUCCUGUCAACAUUGGUGGCCAGACUCUCAACCUCGACUUCGACACUGGCUCCUCUGAUCUCUGGGUGUUCAACACUCAGAUGGACGCUCAGCUCACCGCCGGCCACACUCUCUUCGACCCUACCAAGAGCAAGACCUUCCAGGAGAUCCAGGGCGCCAAGUUCCUCGUCCAGUAUGGUGAUGGCUCCGGCGCUGAGGGCACUGUCGGUACUGAUGUUGUCAAUGUUGGUGGCGCUGUUUUCAACGCCCAGGCCGUCGAGAUCGCCACCCAGGUUACCCAGCAGUUUGUCGAUGACCAGCAGAACGACGGUCUCAUGGGCCUUGCCUUCUCCACACUCAACACCGUCCAGCCCCAGCAACAAAAGACUUUCCUCGAUAACGUUGCGCCUUCUCUUGCCGAGCCUGUCUUCACUGCCGAUCUCAAGAAGGGCGCUCCCGGAACUUACACUUUUGGUGCUGUCGAUGCCUCUGCUUUCCAGGGCGACCUGACCUGGGUCAACGUCGACAACUCUCAGGGGUUCUGGCAGUUCAGCAGCGAGUCUUUCGCCGUUAACGGUGGCGCAACCCAGAAGGCGACUGCCGGUGGUCAGGCCAUUGCUGAUACCGGCACCACUCUCCUCCUUGCCGACCCCAUCAUCGUCCAGGGCUACUACUCCCAGGUCCAGGGUGCUCAGAACGACGCUCAGGCCGGUGGUUUCACCGUCCCUUGCGAUGCUCAGCUGCCCGAUCUGGAUCUGGAUGUUGGUGGCAACUACGUUGCCCGUAUCAGCGGUUCCGACCUCAACUUUUCGCCGGUUUCAGGAAACACUUGCUUCGGUGGUCUUCAGGCUACGACCCAGGGCGGUCUGGGUGUCUAUGGUGACAUCUUCUUCAAGUCGCAGUUUGUUGCCUUUAACAUUGGCAACAACACUUUGGGACUGGCCCCCCAUAACUAA
This is a messenger RNA of Trichoderma virens Gv29-8, 1323 nucleotides long. RefSeq lists its product as uncharacterized. Gene Ontology annotation, biological process: proteolysis. The coding region runs from base 1 to 1323 and encodes 440 amino acids. Lineage: Eukaryota; Fungi; Ascomycota; Sordariomycetes; Hypocreales; Hypocreaceae. The transcript has 3 exons. The record is from RefSeq and is a predicted model, not a curated record. Gene Ontology annotation, molecular function: aspartic-type endopeptidase activity.